UAAAAAAAAAAAAAAAAAAAAAAAACGAUAAAUAAUAGAAAAUCAAAAUUAAAUAAAAAUAAAUUAGAAUUAAGUUCACGACCUUUGGGAGUGGUGGGAGACUGUUUGGGUAUAUAUAUGGGAGCUCCUAGCCAUAAGAGCUAUCAUUGUGUUGCUGACCUAGUUGGAGACAAGUUGCUGUUUUUAGUGUGUGUGUGCUACAGUGCAGUUAAAGUAAGUACAAUCUAUAUUGUUUAUUAUUAUUUUAAAAGACCCAUUUUGAUGAAAAUACUUUAUGUGGGGAUGUCUCCUCACACACAUCAUGAUGAUGAUUCAGUUUGAGAGAAUUUUAAAAGACCCAUUUUGAUGAAUUCUAUAUUGUUUAUUAUUAUUUCAAAAGAUCCAUAUUGAUAAAUACUUUGUGUGUGGGUGACUUUAAGAUGUCUCCUCACACACACACAUCAUGAUGAUCAUUCAGUUUGAGAUAGAGAAUUUUUAAAGACCCAUUUUGAUGAAUACUUUGUGUAGGGACUUUAAGAUGUCUCCUCACACACAUCAUGAUGAUCAUUCAGUUUGCAUACUAUUCAUUUUUUCUUAAAACUAUUCUUGUUGAAUGGGCAUUGUAAAAUCCAACCCUCCCCAUACUAGAGAUAACCACCCAUACAAUAUUAGAGAACCACCCAUACUAACGGCAUGUAUGUCGUUUUCAGCCAUGAUCUGAUCCAAUGGUAUUGACAUGAACAGCAGGCUUGAAGCAGCCUACCUUGCUGACCAGAUAUCUAGAGGACGUCUAGUGAUAAUGUGGGUACCUCAUGAUGAGGGAGACCAAAGGGCUUACAAUGAACUGAUGUCAAGGGGUAGAAUGGAAGUACAAUUCAUUCCAAACAAUCCUCAUUUACCACCAAUUACAUUUGGACCCAACCCUAGACAAGCUCCCCACAACAAUAACCUCCAUUCCUACAGGUCUGCUCCUUACAACCUACAAAAUCGAAGCCUUACUUCUACCCAAACUCGUAAUCCAACAUUCUGCGUCAAUGGCCUACAAUCUAUCAAUCCCCCACCCUGCGAACCUAUCAAUCACCCACAACAACCAUUCAAUCCUACUAUUAGCCGCCCAACUCUGAAUCCUACUCUGAACAAUGGCAACAUUCCCCAACCAAACAAUAUCAACCGUCAAACAAAUAGCAUUCCCCUACCAAACAAUAUCAACCGUCAAACAAAUAGCAUUCCUCUACCAAACAGUAUUCAACAUUCCAACAAUUCUACCCAGCAGCCUAACCGUUCUACAUCAAAUCCUCCUCAUUCUCUUCUUACUCCUCCUCCUCAUCCUCCAUCUCCUUCUCCUCCUCCUCCUCCAUGCUUCCAAACCAGUGCUAAUUCAAGAAACCCAAGUACCCAGCCACGUCCUCAACCACAUCAAUUCCAACCCUGGAACCAUGGAGACUUUCGAUUAAUGUGGGUGCCAGAUGACCCAACCUUCCCACCCCAAACCUUUCUUUAAGCAUACCCCUCAGUACAGCUACACCCAUCAUGUCAGAAUAAAUAAGGUUAGACAUUGAAAAAUUAAGUUUCAAUGCUUUAUCAAAUAACACUGCAUGAACAAUGCUUCCAACCCUCUUUCUAUGCAUGACAGUUAUGAUGGAUA
Nilaparvata lugens (brown planthopper) is the source of this 1624-nucleotide messenger RNA. RefSeq names its product ESCRT-I complex subunit tsg101-like. Lineage: Eukaryota; Metazoa; Arthropoda; Insecta; Hemiptera; Delphacidae. The transcript is spliced from 2 exons. The record is from RefSeq and is a predicted model, not a curated record. The coding region runs from base 716 to 1480 and encodes 254 amino acids.